CGCCCACGGCGUUAGGAAGUUGCUGGCUAGUUAGUUACACGCGGAGGCUGGACGCGGGGCAGCCCGAUCACCUGCGCGCAGCCAUGCCGGGCAAAACCCGGCUCCCCAGCCGGGAGCAAGCGCUGCCAGGCAGACCGCGGAGACUCCCCGUGUCAGCCAAACAUGCCGUCAGUGGGAACGCGACGCUCCCGCCGUUCCCAGAGGGAAUGCAGAUGGCCGUUUUCGGCAUGGGAUGUUUUUGGGGAGCCGAGAAGAUGUUCUGGAACUUGCCAGGCGUCUUCUCCACCCAGGUGGGCUACGCAGGAGGCUUCACCCCAAACCCCACCUACAAAGAAGUCUGUACAGGUCUGACCGGACACGCAGAAGUGGUCAGGGUUGUGUACGACCCACAGAAGACCAGCUACGAGGCCCUCCUCAAAGCCUUCUGGGAGAACCAUGACCCCACCCAAGGCAUGCAGCAAGAGGAGGAUGUCGGCACACAGUAUCGCUCGGUCAUCUACACAUUCGGAGCCCAGCAGAGGGAUGCUGCCCUGAAGUCGAAGGCGACGUAUCAACAGGAGCUGGCCAAACGGCAGCUGGGGCCCAUCACCACUGAAAUCCAGGCGGCCGGCGAGUUCUAUUACGCAGAGGAUUACCACCAGCAGUACCUGCACAAGACCCCCAAGGGAUACUGUGGCCAGAAGGGGACCGGCGUGGCCUGUCCCAUCCGCCCCGCAGCUGAACAAGAGUCAUGAGGGGAGUAUGCCUGGGAGCCGUGGCGAUCAACACCCAGGAGCAGUUGCCAUGGGAACGCAAGCAGCCUAGCACCUCAUUUUAAGCGACCGUCGGGAGCGCAGGUGGCUUUUCUUUUCCCAGCCACCUCCGGCCCCAGCUGGACGGCCCGAUUCACAGACGUGACGGGUUCUGCCCCUGGAGUCCCUUCCUGCCCUGCGUUUCUGGACGGUUACCAUAGCGCGGGGGACGUCCAAGGCCAUGCUCUGGGUCUGAUCCCCGGCAAGGCUCCAGGGUUCAGAGAUCACCCCUCGGUCCUGGUUGCUUUGCGGUGCCCUCCAGGCUGAGGUGGGGGGUCUUGCCUUGGUCCUGUUGGCCCUGAUUGAAGAGGAAGCCUCCCGGAGCUGAUCCUGCACAACCAGCAGCUGCUACUGGCUCCUUGUCCUGAUCUGCUCACCCCUACGCGCCCCCUUCCCUCCAGAGCGUCCUCUGGGGUCACUUUGAUUCACUGGGAGGCUGGAGCAUAGGAGAGGGGGUAACUCGCUUGCUAACCGCCUGGAGAAUUUCCUCGCUCCAUUGCCACGGCCACCACAGCAUCUGUCACACAGGGACCAGCGGGACUGGCCAGGGGAUGGGGCAGCCUCAGCACCACAACGUGAGGCAAGGCCAAGAGUUUUCAGCCGCCUUUGCUGCUGGAUUUGGGAGGGUCUGGACAGAGGUGCCCAGCCCUGGGGACGCAGGGGCCUCGGGGCAGGCAGCAAGUGCUCUGCUCUCUCCACCUGGCUUUGCUAGACAACACUGGGGAGGCUGCAGCCCCCCCCUUCCCCCCUCCACGCUGCCAGCCGGAGCCUCACCCCUCACGUUUGGUGGAGAAGGAGCUGGGCCGUCGCUGAAGGUGGUUGAUGCCUCCCCAUGGAGAGAGCGGGGACCCAUUAACUUUCAGCCAUUAGACUCCAGGGCAAGAAGCCCCCUCUCCUGGGGCUUAGCCUGGCCUCCAGCCUCCCCCUUCCCCCCCCAUCACCCUUGACAAUGACACCAAUUCUCCCUACUCCACUGGUCUCCUGGAUCCUCGGUGGCCUGGAGAACGAGGCUCCCCGAGCAGUGGACACAGGUGCUGGCCGGGUUAGCAACCAGCAGCCCUGCCCUGCCCAUGAGCAGCAGGGUUUGUUAACGUGCCCUGGGGGCAGCCGUGGGUGGGGGGAGCUUGUAAUGGGCUCUGCCCCAGGGGACUGGGAAAGCAGUCGCUGAAUCCUGACUCGCUGUCCCUGGGCUCCCCUUGGUGCACGGUUUGACCUCCUCCCGAUCUGAGCCCAGGAGGGGAGGAGACGCAUCUCAUGGGCUGCCGUCUGCUCGCCUGGCCUUUCUCUCUGCUCUCCCACUGCCUGAGGAGUCACUUGCCCCAAGCCCCGGCUGGCCAAGGGGGGGUGAUGCUUCCCGUGCUCCCUGCUGGGGCUGCCCUAACUCGUAUGGUCCUGGGGGUCCCGCCCCUCCGUCGGGAUUCCCAGCCGGUGGCAGCACCCCCCAGCCACUUAUUUCACCGACGGUUCCCCAGGAACCUGCAGUUCCCCCCCCCCCGCCCCCCAGAUGUGUCUAUUGCUUCCUCAGGGCCUGCUGGGCCCCUCUGAAGAGUUUGCUCCUGCCCCUCACUGCAGCGAUCGCCAGCUGGGCCUUGCCCUCUAGCUGGGCGGGAGAUCGUCGUCGUCCCUACUUCUGCCUGGCCCUGCGUCCUUGCUGAGCCCCCUGCCGGUCUUUCUAACCCAGCCAGCUCCGUCUGCCAGGCUGCCCUGCCCCUGAGCUCCCAGCACAUGCUGCCCUGCCCACGCCCAAACCCACCACCCGCUA
Messenger RNA from Mauremys reevesii (Reeves's turtle), 2553 nucleotides. Its product is annotated as mitochondrial peptide methionine sulfoxide reductase-like. The record is from RefSeq and is a predicted model, not a curated record. Bases 84 to 734 code for a protein of 216 amino acids. Gene Ontology annotation, cellular component: cytoplasm. Gene Ontology annotation, molecular function: peptide-methionine (S)-S-oxide reductase activity. Gene Ontology annotation, biological process: cellular response to oxidative stress. Lineage: Eukaryota; Metazoa; Chordata; Testudines; Geoemydidae. The transcript has 6 exons.